This is a messenger RNA of Cyclospora cayetanensis, 6453 nucleotides long. RefSeq lists its product as uncharacterized. The record is from RefSeq and is a predicted model, not a curated record. Bases 1 to 6453 code for a protein of 2150 amino acids. The transcript has 11 exons. Gene Ontology annotation, biological process: regulation of Rab protein signal transduction. NCBI's taxonomy places the organism in Eukaryota, Apicomplexa, Conoidasida, Eucoccidiorida, Eimeriidae. Gene Ontology annotation, cellular component: cytoplasmic vesicle.
AUGGGCCCAAGAGCCCUCAGCAAUCCACCAUCUGCCGAAGCAGCGAGCUCGCACAGCUCAGCAUGUGAUCCAGAGGAUGCCGAAGCAGCCGCUGGCAACGGUGCAGUGACUCAUGGCUUCCAGCUAGGGAGUUCUUUUGCCCCUCACAACACACCUUCUGGGCGCUUCAGCCCGUCCUCAAGCCUUGGCUUCGACAUGGCUGCCCCCUCCGUCUCAGCUGAUGCAGAUGCCACCGCCCAAGCGGCAGCUGCAGAGGCAGUCGAGAUCGCCGUCAAUGCCACGGCUUCUGUUGCAGGGGUCAGCACUGCUUCUGACGACUUUUUCGUGGCUUCCCCACAUGCCUCCGGAGCGCCUCCAAGGCAUGCAUCUGCGUCGUGUCCUCUUCCCCUGAGCGCAGCCGCAAUGGGGGGCCCCCAGGGGCCUCCAACGGAUAUUAUCGUCUGGCAAUCGCCUCCAGCGUCCCCCGCGGGCUUCCCGGAGGGGCCCCCCGAGAGGGCCCCUCUGGUUCUCUCCGAGGCGAUCGUCUCGACGAGCCUUUCGGGAGCUCCUCGAGGCUCGCUUUUUCUUUCGCAGGAAUCUCCCAGAGAUGCCUCCAGGGGGGAGAGCAGUUCUGCAGGACUGACGGCUUCCCCCCCCCCUCCCCCCGCAGAGGAAACAAACGCCUUCCUGGAGUGGUGCAGCGGGGGAGGAGGGUCCAAUGCUGAUGGUGGACGUCUGUCUUCUGGGUCCAUUAACAAUGACUGGAAUCCUCGAAGACAGCUGCUUGAGGGCCUUGCCGAACGCUGCCACAGGCAGCAACAAGAGCAGCAGCAAGAGCAGCAGCGCGCAUUAUUGGAGUGCUGGUCGCCUACAGCGCAUCUCGCAAGGGCCGAUACGCUGCAACAGCAACACGGACAGCAACAACAACAAUAUUCUCAACAAAAACAGGAGCAACAACAAUUUUCUCAACAAAAACAGCAGAAACAACAACAACAUCAACAGCAGGAACAACAAUAUUCUCAACAACAACAGCAGAAACAACAAAAGCCUCAGGGGAGGCAACAACUAUCUCGCCGCUUCUCGCGGUAUACCCGCAGUAUGCCGUCUCUCGCCAAAGCAUUCCUGGUGCUUGGCCCCUCUGAGGGUUCCCCCGUCUUAGAUGCCUGCAUUGCAGAUCACCUCCAGCAGCACCAACUGCAAUGCUGCGCGCGCUAUCGAGUUCGUGGGCAGCAGUGUGCCCCCGCCUCAGCCUCUGGGAGCAGCAGCUCGACUCCUGAUCGCGUGGCUCAAGCGAUGCCUGGAGCAACUGCACCUGAGCAUGGUGCCUCUGGCCAGAGGAGGUGCAGCUGCAGCGCGAGUUUUGACGUAGCGGUUACAUCUAAAGGCAAGCCGAGGGUCCUGUUGAACCCUAGAGACAACGUGGACGCAUUUGUAGCAAAGGACUGUGAAGCAGGAGGAGCUGCAGCAGGAGCUGCAGCAGGAGCAGAAGACGCUGCGGAGGCAGGGGCCUUUAAGUACACUUCGCGUCUUCCACCAGAGGUUCCUCCAGCGGUAGAGUUAUUUUGCUUUCCUCAGGGGAUAGUGCAAGUGCUGCCCGCAAGCAGCGGUUGUGUGUGCACCCUACAACAGCAACAGCAGCAGCAGCAGACGCAGCAGCAGCAGACGCAGCAGCAGCAGCAGGUGCCGCAAACAGAUCGGGCUGCGUGGUCGUGCAGCUCUCCAUGGCAGUCGUAUGACUCUCAUGCUGGGACGGCAUUGCUGUCUCCAAGGGAAACGGCGUGCAUAUGCAAGUGGGAGGGCUGCCCGUGUGCCUCAUUGCUAAGAGUCCAUUCUCCGUCCUCGUCUGUUUUCGUGUUGACAGAUGUUCAAGGCUGUCGGCUGUAUGGCCACUGCCUCCGUUUCUUUGAGCUGGUCACUUUGCAGCGUUCUUGCUGCAGCUGCGUUCCGCCUUCUGCUGAGGGGGUUGCACGCGACUGGGGGGAGGGUGCUGCAUCGACGCGUGCAUCGGGAGCACCAGCGGCAGCUUCGGAGGAGCAGCAGGAGGCUGUUGGAAAAGCAGACGACGAUGCGGCAGCAAAGACCUUCCCGGAUACCACGGGGAAAGCUCAAGAAGGAUCUGAAAUCAAGGCAGCAGCAGGGUGCUGCUGCUGUUGCAGAAAGGCGUCUCUUGUGUAUGUGGAGAGAGCGUUCUGCAUACUGUCGGCCUUUCCCUUCUUUGGUGCCUUCAGCGAGUGGCUGUGGUGUAUGUACACCUCGUAUGCGGCGCUUUGUCAGUCCACUGCCUGUAGUGCGAAAGGGCGUGUGCUGCUGCAGCAGCAGCAGCAGCAGCAGCGCGUGCUGCUGCCCUCGCCGUUGCUGUAUGUACAGCAGCAAGCUGGCAGGCUAGUGGCAGAGACACCGGCCCCAAGAGGAGCGCAAAUUUGGCAGGUUCUGCCACUGCAAGAGGUCCUCACUGUCGUAGAAUACGGCAGCUUCGAGAACAGUAACAACCACAACGGAGCGAGUUGCACUGAAGACAGCAGCGCCAGCAAAAAAACAAGUGUAACACUUUCAGUGAAUGUAAAAUGCUCGCGCUCUCUCUGCUUUGGGCUUCCCUUCCCCGGAAGUUUACCUCUCCUGCAACUGCCACUCUUUGGCGUGCUCAAGAGCUUUCCGCUAGAGCUGCUGCUCCUCCUGCUGCUUCUCCUGCUCUGCGAGAAACAGAUCGUCCUGCUCUCCGCCUCUCUGAACAGACUGUGCCUACUGCCAUGCAUGCUCACAGCUCUGAUGUAUCCGCUGCGGUACUCCCAAGUGUUUGUCCCCUUACUGCCCGAGCCGCUGACGCACUUUAUUUCCAUGCCCCUCCCCUUCUGCGUUGGCAUGCAGACACCGCAGCCGGCCCAGCAGCUGUUGCAGCAGUGGAGCGGAGCAGAAGGCAAUCGGCAACAAGGGAAGACCACUGGCAGCACAAAGAAACGGGGAGCAGCACCUAGAGGAAGGGCAGUGCCUCCAGCUGUGUAUCGAUUUACAUUUCCAGAUUUAGGGGUUGCAGCAGCAGCAUCUGAAGCCGUUAUUGGCAACAGCGGGAGCUGCAGCUCUCGGUGCAGUAGCUGCACUGCCAACUGCACAAACACCAUUACCACCAAUAUGCUGCACGCCAUCAACCUCUUCUCCCAGGCUCUAGACACUUUCCCCGUCGGUGUUUACUUGGUGGAUCUAGACGAGUGCUGCGUCUCUCUUUCGCACGUUGCCCUCGCAGCGGCAAUAGGGGAUCCUCAGCAGUGCGAAUGCCUCAAGCCUGAAGCAGUCGCAGCGACAGCAUCUACAGCCGCUGAAGCAGGUGCAUGCCAGGGUGCUGAUCCAUGGGGACUGCCUGCUUUGCCAGAGACACUCCUAGGGCAACUGAUUGAGCAUCUCGUGCCGAUUCUGUGCAGAGAUGCAGUUGCAGCGGCAGCAGCCGCUGCCGCUGCAGCGGCGAUAGUUGAUGGCAGCCUGACGCAACAGCAGCGAAAGCUGCUUCAGCGGCAUCAGCAGAAGCACCACAAGAAGCAGCGGCAACAGCAACAACCGCAACUUCCUGCCUUCCUCCCUCCUAACUGGCUGGUGCUGCGAGAGAGGGUCUCUGCUGCCACUGCGGAGGAAGUAGCAGCACACUGCAUGCGGCUCUCCGCUGCUACAGGCGCUGAGAUCGGAAAUUCCACCAACGCAGGGGCAGCGGCAGCAGCAAUGCAGACCGCACAGGGAGGCGCUAGAGGAGAUCCGCUGCAACUGUUGCGUGCAAGCACAACAAACAGCAGGCAGCAGCCGCUGACGCUGCAGCUCAGUCCCCAAGUGGGGGGGGGGAGCUCUAGCAUCGCAAGUUGCGGAACGACUGCCACGGCAGCUGGCAACGCGGAUGCCAGCGGCCUCUUCGCCCUCACUGCGAGCAGCAGGAUGAGCAGCAGCGCAGUUGCACCCAGAGGAGCACCGCCUCGGACGCACAGUGGAGCCUUGCUCUCUGUCUUCCGCUUUCUGAAUCUCUUGCCUCCAGGCAAGGCCGAACAGCAGCAGCAGCAGCAGCAAAGAGAAAUGCAUUUGCACCAGCCGAAGCUGCAACUGCAGCAGCAGCAGCAACAACAUCGGAGGGAAAAUUGGCUGUGGCGUCUUUGGGGGCAGCGACCCUCAGUGCCUGGUGUAGACCUGAACACUGCGACAGCUGCAGCAGCAACAGCAGCACCUGCAACAUCAGCGGCAACACUACGUCGGGUGCCCAGACAGCCUGCAGUACUUCGAUAUUCAUCUGUUCCUUCCGGAGCGCUUGCCGCUGCGGCAUCUGCUGCCUUUGCUGACGAGUCUGUUGAUGCAGUUGCUGCCGCGCGAACGCAGGGGCCAGAACAGAAGUCACAACUGCUGUGUCAUCAGUAUCAGCAGAAGCCGCAGCGUUCAUUGAUUUCUAGGAACCCUGGACUAAGGGGAGUGUCGGUACUGUGGCAGCGGCAAAGCAGAAGCAGCAGCGAAGUUCUAGAACGCAGUAGAGCCUGGGGUAGGUGCAAACUGACCACAGCACCAGGAUUAGCUCUUGUAGCUGGUGCUGUCGCGGCAGCGGAAGCCACUAGUCACCGAGACGAGGCUUGGGGAAGAGGCGCUACGAUUUCCUCUGCCCCCGCAACGUUUGUUGGUGGUUCCGAAGGACAAGAGGAUGGUGAUGCUGCUCUGAAUCCCGUAACGACAGACUCCAGCAGCAGCGUGCUACCCGUCUGGCGUGAGUUUUCGGGAGUCUCGUUUGAGUCCUCUGAGGAGGGGGAGGCUUUGACCCUCUCCGGAGUCGGUCAGAGCAGCCAAGGCAGAGAGGAUGCAGGGAAGGAUACUGCUGCUGGACGCGAUAGCAGACUUAAAGCUAACCCCAGCGGUGAAGAGGAGCAACAGGCGUGUAGGGCUCACGCGGAAGCCAAACUACAAGCAGCAGCUGCGAUACAGGAGCAGCAGCAGCAGCAGCAGCAGCAAGAGAGUGAAGCGGAAGCGGCGGCUGUGGCUGCUGUGUCUGCCCGGAUCGAAGCUCUGAAGCAGGCAAGCAGAGUGACUGUGCAGCCUCAUGUGCAUCCUCUGGAUGCAGCAGCGAACCCACUGGGUUACCUCCGUGUGUGGAGUUCGGCGCUGGCUGUGGAUAGCAGCCAGGAGGAGCAGCAGCAGUUGCAGCAGCAUCAGCAGGAGCAGCAGCAGCAGAUGGCGGCAGCGGAUACUGCGAUUCGGGAGAUCUUCUUGCGUUUCUUCGUCGAGCUUUUGCGAGGUUGCAAGAUGAUACUUGCAGUCCGCAGCGGCGCGUUCUCUGGAGUUGCGUCGGGAGGGGUUCUCAGUAAGAGCAAGGAGGGGCCCCUCAGCGCCAGCAGGACAGGGGCCCCCAAGGCUCUCCUAGAAGGGGCACCUUUGCUACAGGAAAUUUGUAGCACGCAGGCGUUUGCUAGCUUCAUCCAGCUGCAAGACGAAGCAAGAGGAGAUGCGCCUACUGCAUCCACGCCGACAGACAGUCCCUUCGAGGAUGCUCAAGAAACAUGGCCGCAGCACCCUGUUCCUUAUUCUGGUGCUCUGGAUGCGCAGCAGAUGAAGGGCUGUUUCUCCGCUUAUCCUACACCUCGCUCCGUGAGGACGAGUAGGAGAGUGGCCACUGCUGCGGCUUUGUAUUGUCAGCCCUUCUUCGUUUGCGAGGCUCAGACGGGUGCGUCUGGCAUCAGCAGCGUUCCCAGCAGCAGAGACAGCACCCCCGUGACAUCAGCAGGACCAGCAAACUCUGACGCAUCCAAACAACACGAAGCUGCAGCCUUCUCUGCAGCAUCUCACCAGUCUGGGGUACAUCCUGGCCAGUUAGCGUCUCGCGGCUCGUGCGGCGUCAAGUACACUGUGCCCCUCAGACCUUACACUGUCUCCUACACGGCUUUGAACAGCGGCAGCAGCAACAGCAACGAGGACGAGGAUCUCUCUUGGGGGGAAAGCGUGGCGAUGCUGCUGCUCCCUCGGUGGCCUCUCAAGUGGCCAUCUUCUUCCCUAGGAGAUUCAAAAAACAAAGGAUCCCUGAGCGACAGCAUCAACAGUAGCAACAAGGCUGAGUGCAAACGGUGUGGCAAGCAGCAGCUGCUGCAGUUGCUUGCCUCACCGUUUGCAGGAGCAGCCGCUGCGGUGUGGCGCUGGACAGUUUGUUGGUCAGUUGCCUUGAAGCGGCAUUUGUUGCGACUUGUUUGGAAUAGGGCCUCACGCGGUGCAGCGGCGACAACAGCAGUAGCAAAGGUAGGCAGUUUACUAGGCAGUUUAUUAGCAACAGCUGCUUCAACAACAUCAGACAGCUUUCCGGCUGAGCAGCAACAGCUCAUACGCACUCGAUUUUUCGGUUUGUUAAAAAGAAGCAACUGGCAUUCGUUUAAUUUUUGGAUUGAACUCAAGGCGUGGAUGCCACAAUUGGGUUGCUACGUGGGCAACAAUGUGAAGGCAUGUACAGCUACUCACGUGCCGGCUCAUAUAUCCUAG